CGUCCAGGAAGAAGCAGCGAUGGCGACGCUGGUGGGGUCCGCGGUGAAACCAGCCCCCCGCGGCAGCAACCUGGCCAGCCAGCUGGCGGCCAGCCGGGUGAGCGGCCGGGGCUUCAGCAGAGGGACCCAGCUCCCAGGAGGCCUUCUCCAGGAGAGAGACAAGCGCGCCAAGUGGCACGGCAUCCCCAUUUUACUUCAGAAGCUGUUUGAGAGCAGCCAUCCCAACAGUGACCUCUCCCACGCCCACAGCUUUCUCAAGGUUUUAUCAUCCCAGCUCUCCAUGGAGGCCAUGACGUUUGUCACAGAGGACAGGAAGACGCCGCAGGAGUCCACCUUCCCCAACACCUACACCUUUGAUCUGUUUGGUGGAGUUGACCUGCUUGUGGAGAUCCUGAUGAGACCCACGUUAACUAUGCAGAAGAAAAAGCCCAAAAUGAAUGAUGACUUGGUCAAAGACUGCCUUAGUGUCCUGUACAACUGUUGUAUAUGUACUGAGGGAGUGACAAAGAGCCUGGCAGCGAGAGACGACUUUGUCCUGUUUCUCUUCACCCUGAUGACGAACAAGAAGACCUUCCUGCAGACGGCGACUCUAAUCGAAGAUAUUCUGGGAGUCAAAAAGGAGAUGAUCCAGUUGGAGGGCAUCCCCAACCUGUCGGGCCUGGUGCAAAGCUUCGACCAGCAGCAGCUGGCCAACUUCUGCCGCAUCCUGUCCGUCACCAUAUCAGAGCCGGACGUGGGGAAUGAUGACAAGCACACUCUGCUGGCCAAAAACGCCCAACAGAAGCGAAACGCCAGCCCCUCACGAGCUGAGGUCAACCAGGUGACCCUCCUGAACAUCCCUGGCUUCAUCGAGCGGCUCUGUAAGCUGGCCACCAGGAAAGUGUCUGAGGCUACAGGAGCCAACUUCCUGCAGGAGCUGGAGGACUGGUACACGUGGCUGGACAACGCCCUGGUGCUGGACGCCCUCAUGCAGAUGGCUACGGAGGAGGCUGAGCAGAGCAGCACUGAGUCGUCAGAUGAAAGCUCUCUGGCCACCAGCCCUCUGAGGCACCGGCUGCCUCAGUCCAUGAAGAUUGUCCAUGAGAUCAUGUACAAGGUGGAAGUGCUGUACGUGCUCUGUGUCCUCCUCAUGGGCCGGCAGAGGAACCAGGUUCACAAAAUGCUGGCGGAGUUCCGUCUGAUCCCGGGGCUAAAUAACCUGUUUGACAAACUCAUCUGGAGGAAAUACACCGCUUCAAAUCACGUGGUGCACGGCCAGAACGAGAACUGCGACUGCAGUCCAGAAAUAUCCUUCAAAAUCCAGUUCUUGCGACUACUGCAAAGUUUCAGUGACCACCAUGAGAACAAAUAUCUGCUCCUCAAUAGCCAGGAGCUGAAUGAACUGAGUGCCAUAUCCAUGAAGGCCAACAUCCCGGAGGUGGAAGCUCUGAUCAACACGGACAGGAGCUUAGUUUGUGACGGGAAGAAGGGCCUGCUCACACGGCUCCUCACCGUCAUGAAGAGGGAGCCCCCAGACUCAUCUUUUAGGUUCUGGCAGGCUCGAGCAGUGGAGAGUUUCCUGAGAGGAGCCACGUCCUACGCAGAUCAGAUGUUCCUGCUCAAGAGGGGUCUAUUAGAGCACAUCCUGUUCUGCAUCAUAGACAGCGGCUGUACGUCUCGAGACGUUCUGCAGAGCUACUUCGAUCUGCUCGGAGAGCUCAUGAAGUUCAACAUCGACGCCUUCAAAAGAUUCAACAGUUACGUCAACACUCCUGAGAAGUUCCAGGCCUUCCUGACGCAGAUCAACAGCUCUCUGGUGGACUCCAACAUGCUGGUGCGCUGCAUCGUCCUGUCUCUGGACCGCUUUGAGAGCCAGACGGAGGACGUCAAAGUGGUGGAGGUUCUCUCCGAGUGCUCCUUGUUGUCCUACAUGGCCCGAGUGGAGAACAGGCUGUCCUUCCUCUUCAGACUCAUCAACAUCAUCAACGUCCAGACUCUCACACAGGAGAACGUGAGCUGUUUAAACACCAGUCUGGUGAUCUUAAUGCUGGCCCGGAGGAAAGCCAAGCUGCCCUUCUACCUCAACGCCCUGCGGGAGAAGGAGUACACGGAGAAGUACCCGGGCUGCCUGCUCAACAACUUCCACAACCUGCUGCGCUUCUGGCAGCGCCACUACCUCAACAAGGACAAAGAUAGCACGUGUCUGGAGAACAGCUCCUGCAUCCCCUUUAGCUACUGGAAGGAGACGGUGUCGGUGCUGCUGGGCUCAGACAGGACUUCUCUGUGUGCCAUAGUGAGCUACAUUGACGAGCCCUUCGUGGACUUGGACAGAGACCUCCUGGAAGAUUGACCCCCCCCUUCCCCCCCGUUGUGCUUGGGGCGGAGACGGGACAGAGCGGUCACAGGGAGCGUGGACUCCUAGAACUGGCGGCGACUCCCCGGGGCGGAGCUCCCGGAGCGCCGUGGACCUGAAGACUCACCUUUUGUUGCUGUUCCUUCGCAUGGAGGCCGCCGUCACAAAUGUGAGCGGAUAUUUGGAAUUUGCCUGGCUGUCAUCUCUUCACUAAAUUACAUCCUCUUUCUUUCUGAAAAGAGGGGGAGGAAAAACCCUGAAUACCCAGCUCUGAUUGGCCUCACGGGGUGACAGUUAAGGGAACUUUAAAACAAAAAAACAAACGCCUGGUUGGUGGUUUGCUUUGAGUGACAUUCAGAUAGAGACUUUUAUAUAACCUGUACAACAUUCUAUAAGAAAUAUGUAUGAUUCAACCAUUUAUGUGUCAAGAGAAAAAAAAGGAUUAGUUUGGGGUGGACGGUUGUGAGAUGAGCACAGAUGUGCGGGGCGGUGGUGUGUGUGUACCAGGGCCGCCGGGGGUCUCCAGCUCACCUUUCCAUCUCACACCACUUCCUGUUAUCCGGGCCGGGGCCUCUGACAAGCACACGUUCCUUCCCCGCUCCUGCGGCCGGAGCUCCAGCUCCACGACACACGUAGGUAGCUGCAGGGCCGGCGGGCCCCCCCAGCCCCCCCCACUAACACGCCCCAGUCACCCGAGGCCCGCAGCCUCAUCCAGGGAUAAAUCCUUUUUUGUUGGUUUCUUUGAUUGUUAAAGUGGCUUUUAGGUUCUGGAUGAAAUUAGAAUAAAACAUUACACAGAAGAAUGGUUUUUAUUGUUUAAUAUAUGUUUAACUCGUUUGUUCAUUAAACAUCUCCGUUCUAUAACAGAAGUGGGUUCUGUGUGGUGAGAGGUGCUUUAGGAAAAAAGGAUCAACUAUGCAGGCGUCGGCGUCCAGCUGACACUUUCUCUGACUUUUAGUGCUCAGCUCAACCUUUUUUUUUUUUAUUGUUUAAAGUCGACCACUCUGCACGUUUCCUGGAAAUCCCCAAAGUGUUUGUCUACAAGAGUGGGAGGAAGCCGUGAGGAGGGUAUCUGUGGCCGGGACGUUGAGAUCAGGGAGGCACCGUGUUGAAGCAGAACCGGAGGAGUGGGCCGCCUCGUCUCUUCUCCCCCGUGCCGUGCGGAUCACGCGGCUCCAGAUCUCCUCGCGGCGCCUCCUGACUCGCGCUGCGCUUUGGUGUGAAUGUCAGCGGGCAUUUCUGCAGCCGCUCACAUCCCGGGACGCAGACAUUUGUAAAGCCUUUUAUCUGCUUUAAUUGGUCUGAAAUGGUUUCUUGCUCUUUCAGCGUGUCUUUUAAUUCCUUCAUGAUUGUGCACAUGCUUGGAAUCUGUUUGUGUUUGUGGGAAAGUCACAGCAAGAACACUCAAGUGCUUCUUAGGUUUGUUUUGGGUUUUGUCCACUGAUGCUGUUCUGUUGUGCUGCCCAACGAACCCCAGAUGACCUCUGAACCCCGGUUCCUCUGUGGCCAACAUGACAACGGGUUCUGGGUCUACGUAGGAAAUGGUGAAACACUACCUUGGCCAGAGUGUUGCACAAUGCAGCAAAUAUCUUCUUUUAUUUUAACAUUUUAUUUGAAUGUGAUAUUUUGAUUUGUGGCUUCAGAUUUACAACGUUUAGCAUGGUGCGAACAUUAUUACACCUUUUAAUGCCAGCUUUAAACACCUAAAGCUGACCGUGGCCCUGCUGGGAGGAAGUGUGACCUCCAUUUACCUUCCACGGACCGGCACAUGUGGGGUGAUCGAUAAUGUGGUGGAAAAUCUCAAUAUUUUAGGAGAAACUGUUCAUGAUUCAUCUGCACUGUCAGUCUCUCCAGCAGGUCUGUAACCAGCUUUCAUCCUUUCUGCUUCCCUCUUCAAUGAUGGAUUUUAAUUUAAUUCUCCUUAUUUAACAGCUGUUUUGUCAAAUUUAAAAUAAUAAAUUCUCAUUUAGCCUCUUC
Molecule: messenger RNA, 4309 nt
Organism: Cololabis saira (Pacific saury)
Lineage: Eukaryota; Metazoa; Chordata; Actinopteri; Beloniformes; Belonidae
Gene: trpc4apa
Product: transient receptor potential cation channel, subfamily C, member 4 associated protein a
Exons: 18
Coding region: 20-2329 (769 amino acids)
Biological process (GO): ubiquitin-dependent protein catabolic process
Cellular component (GO): Cul4A-RING E3 ubiquitin ligase complex
Molecular function (GO): phosphatase binding
Source: RefSeq, a predicted model, not a curated record